UCAAUUUACAUGCAUCUAACAUUGUCUUUGUGUUUGGAUAUUGUGUGCAUGCAUUUUCUUGUAGGACCAUGGCUGAAGAAGGUGGAAAAAAAUUUGGUAGAAAUUACCUCACAUGGACAGAUGAAAUGGACAUUGCACUACUGGAGGUCCUUGUUGAGCAUCACAACAAUGGUGAUCAUGCUCAGAAUGGAUGGAAGUACCAUGUCUACAGUGCUGUUAUAGGUAAUGUGCGUGAGAAGUGCAAUGUGACCAUCACAAAGGAAAACAUAAGUUCAAGGUGCAAAACCUUUGAAAAGCACUAUGAGGCCAUUAGCAAGAUGCUUUCUCAAAGUGGAUUUGGGUGGGAUUGGAUCAAUAACAAGUUGUCAAUUGAUAGUGAAGAUGUGUGGAUUAAAUAUGUCGCGGUAAGAAAUUUAUGCGUUCCACAUUUGAUUGUAUUGCACAUAUGUAAGAUAUACCUUUCUUUGACAAUUCUCUCUUUGUGUGUGUGUGUGCAGGCUAACAAGAAAGUAGGAUUUUACAAGAACAAGGUCAUUAAGAAUUGGGAUGCUAUAACCACCAUAUACUCAAAAGAUCAUGCAAAUGGUGAAGGUGCUGUCACAGGUGCUGAAACUGUUGUAGAACCAACUAUGGAACCCAAUGAAGCCUCUCCUGAAGUGCCACACAAAAAACAGCGGACUGGUGAUGCCAUCCUGUGCCUACUUGGGGAUAUGAAAGGCUCAUUUAAUGAUGCUUUGAAGUCACUUGAGCCUUUACCUCUGCCCCAAGUUACACCUCCUGCUGAAAUCCUCGCGACACUUGAGAUGAUCCCUGAUUUGGCUCGUGGUGACAUAUUGCGAUCUUAUGGUAAGUUGAUCCUUAGCGAACGCUUGUACCAAGCGCUUCUUGAGCUUCCCAUGAACUUCAGGAAGGAAUGGUUGUUGAUGUUGGAAUAGUAGAAUGGCUCUUGAUGGAUAAUAUGUAUGUGUACUACUACUUUUAGUUCUCCUAGUUUGUGUGAGACUUUUGAACUUGUCCUAAAGUUGCAUGGUUGAUGCACAGGACUUGUUAUGUGUUCCAGAUGGUGUGAGACAUGUUAUAAUAUGUAAUGGUGUUGGCAAGGCUAUCAUAAUAUGCUGCUGCUACCUACAGUUUUGAGCCUAAUUCUAAUAUACUACUGUAAUGUACAGUUUUCAGCCUA
Messenger RNA from Aegilops tauschii subsp. strangulata, 1180 nucleotides. The record is from RefSeq and is a predicted model, not a curated record. Lineage: Eukaryota; Viridiplantae; Streptophyta; Magnoliopsida; Poales; Poaceae.